Dendronephthya gigantea is the source of this 2250-nucleotide messenger RNA. Its product is annotated as transcription factor IIIB 90 kDa subunit-like. The record is from RefSeq and is a predicted model, not a curated record. Gene Ontology annotation, molecular function: RNA polymerase III general transcription initiation factor activity; TBP-class protein binding; RNA polymerase III type 3 promoter sequence-specific DNA binding. Gene Ontology annotation, biological process: DNA-templated transcription initiation; transcription preinitiation complex assembly; transcription by RNA polymerase III. NCBI's taxonomy places the organism in Eukaryota, Metazoa, Cnidaria, Anthozoa, Malacalcyonacea, Nephtheidae. Gene Ontology annotation, cellular component: transcription factor TFIIIB complex; transcription preinitiation complex; nucleus. The coding region runs from base 112 to 2118 and encodes 668 amino acids. The transcript is spliced from 15 exons.
UGGUUUGCAUGGUAUGGUGAAAUCCAGUAUGGCCGGCAAAGUCGACAAAAACUAAGGAAUUAAAUUCGUCUGAUGAAGUUGCUUUCUUGUAUAUUUUUCGUCGCUUGAGCAAUGUCUCGUGCUUGUUCGACGUGCGGUAGUAGUGAUAUAGAUUUUGAUCCAUCCCGUGGCGAUACUGUUUGUACAAAAUGUGGCUCAGUUCUAGAGGAAAGCGCGAUAGUUUCUGAAGUUGGUUUUCAAGAAACAAGUGCAGGAGGAACCAGUGUUAUUGGACAGUUUGUUUCAAAUGAAGGCAAUAAAGUUGGCCAGGGUUUAGGAUUCAGGCCAGGCUAUGGUAGAGAAUCAAGAACUGUCACAUUAGAAAAUGGAAAAAGACGUCUGCAGGCAUUAGCCAAUCAACUACAACUGAACAAUCACUGUGUUGAAAGCGCUUACAUGUUUUUUAAACUGGCUGUGAGCAAGAGAUUGACUAAAGGAAGAAGAACUGGCCAUAUUGCUGCUGCUUGUUUGUAUCUUGUUUGUCGUACAGAGAAAACACCUCAUCUUCUCUUGGACUUCAGUGAUGUCUUGCAGGUUGAUGUUGUCACAUUAGGAAAGGUUUACUUAAAGUUGCAGCAUGAGUUAUGCAUUAACUUACCUGUUGUAGAUCCAUGUCUUUACAUUCAUCGUUUCUGCCAUCAGUUUCAAUUAGCGGAGAAGGAGAAUGAUGUUGCAAACACUGCCUUGCGAUUGGUUUGUCGUAUGAAACGGGAUUGGAUCCAAUACGGUCGCCGUCCAUCUGGUUUGUGUGGGGCAGCGAUCCUGGUUGCUGCAAGACUGCAUGGGUUUAGUCGAACAAUUAAAGAGGUUGUAAAAGUUGUUCGUUUAAGUAACACCACAAUAAGAAAAAGACUUAAUGAUUUUAAAAAGACUCCAUCAGGUCAGCUCACUGUAGAUGAGUUUAACACUAUCGAUUUGGAAGAAGAACAGGAUCCGCCAUGUUUUACUGAGGCAAGGCAAAAACAAAAACAACAGCAAUUGAAUGAGAUUGAAGGUAUCAACAAACCAGGAUUGGCUAGUGAGUUAGAAGAACUACGAAAGCAGAUUGAUGAAAGAUUAGCAAAAACUAAAUCGCGAUGGAACUCAAAGAAUUCAUUUGAUUCAAAUGAUGCAGACAUAAGCUCUCUUGGUUCAACAAUCUCUAUCAAUAUGCCAAGCGAGGAUAGCAUGUUGGAAACAAGUGUUUCUACGUCCAUACUGGAUGACACAAUGGAUGCAUGUGAGAAGGAUGUGUGUGAUCAUGAUGGAGUAAAUAGGGAUAAGGAGAUUGAGGAAAUUUCAGGAGGAAAGGAAGCAACAACAGAGGGAAUUUUAGAAGAAAAAGAAAAUGAUUCUGCAGUGGAAGAACAGAUAAUUGAUAACGAAGAAGAUGGAAAUGUUGAGAAAGGUGCAGAAGAAGACAAAGAAGAAAACCUUGAUGAUCUUGAUGAUGAUGAACUUGAUAGUUUUAUACUCGCAGACCAUGAAGUUGAGGUCAAAACUAAAAUUUGGAUGGAAGAGAACAAAGACUAUUUAGAGAAACAAAGAGAAAAAGAGGAAAGAGAGGCUGAAGAAAGAGAAAGAGAAGAAGCGGAUCCAAAUAAGAAGAAACGUCGCAAGCCUUACAAACGAAAACCCAAAGAGAAAGCAAACUCUGUUGGUGAAGCUGUUGAAAAGAUGUUAAUUGAAAAGAAAAUUUCCCACAAAAUCAAUUAUGAUGUUUUACGCAAUUUGAAUAAAGAAAAUGAACUUGAAAAACCAACAGAAUGUGAACCUAUUACACCAAGCAGCGAGCCUGUGGUUUCAAACUUGAUUCAGACUGUUCAACCCUCUAUACCAGUCAGAUAUACUGGACGAAAAAGAGACAAAAGUUUUCUACCAAAGUUACCAACCAAGAGAGUAAAGUUUCUGGAUACCACACUAGAGCGAAGCGCAGGGAGUAUGGUCGUAGAAAGUGGUCCAGUGGAAUAUGCAGAUCAGGAUCAUGAUGAAAUAGUUGAGGAAGAUGAGGAAGACAUACAUUUGAGUGCAGCACAAUUGAUGGGACAAGAAUAUGGCCAUGGCAAUGUUGAUGAAUAUGAGGACUAUGACAAUUAUUAAGAAUUCACGGAAAGAAUGGUCCUGGAUUUAUGAGUGGAACUGUUUGACAGUAUAUCACCAUUGCAAUGAGAAAUAAUGCAUAUAUUAUAUAUUAAUAUAUGAAAUUUAGAAUGAAUUUAUUAAUAUGACAUA